Molecule: messenger RNA, 774 nt
Organism: Anopheles moucheti
Lineage: Eukaryota; Metazoa; Arthropoda; Insecta; Diptera; Culicidae
Product: larval cuticle protein F1-like
Exons: 3
Coding region: 97-501 (134 amino acids)
Source: RefSeq, a predicted model, not a curated record
UGUGCUACAGCUCCUAAGUGUUACAAACGCUUCCCCUCACAAAAAAACACGCUUCUUCCGUCGUUUUACCGUCGACAACAACCAAAACCCAACAAAAUGUACAAGCUGUUCGUUCUUGCUUGCGUCCUGGCCGUCGCUGCCGCCGCCCCAGGCUACGUUGCCGCCCCGGCCGUAGUGCACGCUGCCCCGCUGGUCCACGCUGCCCCCGUUGCCGUGAGCCACUCCUCGUCGCACGUUGUGCACCAUGCCCCAGUCGUUAAGACCGUCGCUGUCCACGCCGCUCCGGUUGUUGCCGUCCACCACACCCCGGUCGUGAAGGCUCUCCCGGUCGUGCACCACGCCCCGGUCGUCCACCAUGCCCCGCUGGUUCACCAUGCCCCGCUCGUGCACCACGCCCCGGUCGUCAAGACCGUCGUCCACUCGUCCCCGGUGGUCCACUCCGUGCACCCGGUCCCAGUCGUCAAGAGCGUCGUUGCCAGCCCGGUCGUCCUCCAUCACUAAGCCGUCCGCACCUGCGUGUCUGUGCGUCUGUAACACUUGGAGACCACUCGGAACUUAGUAACUUUUUCUACACAGCAACCACCAACACCUCCCGACUGCUCUCCGUACACCCCCGAGUGGGUCAUGUAAAUAUGUAGUGCAUCGAAAGCAGAACACAGCAACCACACAAGAGAAAACAUCGCACAAACGCACACCCAACAACCCAAAAACCUUCAUCAGGCGAACAAAUUUGAGUCAAUCGAACGUGAGUGUGUGAGCGAGAUUAAAAGAGCU